GAUUGAUUUGCGAGUUAUACAUUCAAAUGGCACAGUUGAUAAAGUAAAGGUGGAACACUCGAUACCGGAUUUUAAUUUUUGUCUUGUACCAGACGAUAUAUCUUUACAUAUUAAGCUUAUUCGCAAUAUACCGGAUUCUUCUACGUGUUAUAUGAAAACUCCUCCGAUAUAA
This is a messenger RNA of Funneliformis caledonium, 172 nucleotides long. The record is from the annotation of a GenBank genome assembly. NCBI's taxonomy places the organism in Eukaryota, Fungi, Glomeromycota, Glomeromycetes, Glomerales, Glomeraceae.